Guillardia theta CCMP2712 is the source of this 753-nucleotide messenger RNA. RefSeq lists its product as hypothetical. Bases 1 to 753 code for a protein of 250 amino acids. The record is from RefSeq and is a predicted model, not a curated record. NCBI's taxonomy places the organism in Eukaryota, Cryptophyceae, Pyrenomonadales, Geminigeraceae. The transcript has 10 exons.
AUGGAGGAGCAGGCUUUGCUUGGAUGGCGAGCGAGGAAGAAUGGAAGGAGGGCUGCUCUUGCAUUUGCGGUGACAGCUUCAGCCAUCACGAUGAUCCUUUGCGGCGUGUACACCUUUACCAAGCGGACUCAUCGCACUGCUCUGGAGACUUCCAUUGCUGUCAACUGCGAUGGGUCGAUUGACGUCAUGAGCUCGGCACCAUGCCUUGAGAGUGGGCCGACCAUGGCCACUUACACGAGUUUGCCUCCUGCUUUGCCUUAUGCUGAUCCCGUUGUCGUCACCUCACCUUCCUGGGGACUUCCUGCUGUACCCGUGGGCCCCAACGCCUACCAGUACCCUACUGUCUGGCAAGGAGACAACAUGCUCUCUGGCGGUCAGCUGCAGUGGGCGGCAGAAGAUGCUGCUCAGCAUGCGCUGAACUUGAACAACUGGAGGAUCAAGAUCUUGAAGGCCAAGCACGAGCAGGCUCGCCUGUCGAAUGCGAUUAUGAGAGAGUCAGCGUCUGGAACGGAUCUCGGAGACGAUUAUGCUGAGUACUGCAAUGAUGCCACCGACUUGAAGAGCAUCCGUGGCUCCGUUUCAAAGCUUGCCGGCGACACUUCCAAGGCGAUCAAGACGCUUGAGAACGAAGUCAAGACUAGCAAAGUGAGCAAGCCAGUGAGCCAGAACUUGCGCAGGUUGCAGAAGGAUACGGACAAGGAGCUGUCAAAGAUCAUGGCGAAGUUGAAUGACUUGUCGAAAGAUUCGGCCUAA